UCCAUUUUCACUUUCUCUCUUAUCACUUUUUCAAAUCAUUUACACAAAAAAAGAAACUUUCUUCAGAGACGCUUCAUCGAUCACAUGGGAGACAGACAACAGGGCUUGAACGGCGCCUACUACGGACCAUCGAUUCCUCCGCCGAGAAAAGUCUCUCACAGCCACGGCAGAGGCGGCGGUGGAUGCUGCUGCAGCUGUUUAGGUGACUGUCUCGGCUGCUGCGGCUGCUGCAUCUUAAGCGUCAUCUUCAACAUCCUCAUAACCCUAGCCAUCAUCGCAGGCAUAGCCGCUCUGAUCAUCUGGCUAAUUUUCCGACCAAACGCGAUUAAAUUCCACGUCACCGACGCUAAGCUCACACAGUUCACACUCGGCGCAGACAACAACCUCCAGUACAACCUCGACCUCAAUUUCACCAUCAGAAACCCUAACAAACGGAUCGGUGUUUACUACGACCAGAUCGAAGUCAGAGGAUACUACGGAGACCAAAGAUUCGGUUCCGGUAACGUGGCGCCGUUUUAUCAGGGGCAUAAGAACACGACGGAGGUGGGGAGUAAACUCGUGGGACAGGGCUUGGUGUUGCUUAACCGCGGAGAUAGGGAGGAUCUAGACGAGGAUUUGAAGUCGGGGAUAUACAGGAUUGAUGCGAAGCUGAGGCUUAGGGUUAGGUUUAAGUUUGGGUUGAUCAAGUCGUGGAGGUUCAAGCCUAAGGUUAGGUGUGAUCUCAAGGUUCCUCUCAGUUCCUCUAAUUCAACCGGCGGGUUUCAGUUCCAGAGGACCAAGUGUGACAUUGACUUUUGAUUCUAGUCAUAGUCAAAUGAUAUAUUGUCUCCGUAUUCCGUUUCCAUUUAUUUACACUUGUUUAUCUUCAUUAUUUUCGUACGUGGACUUUCUAUGAUAUCGUUGGAGAGGUAUAUGUCUUGUGUAAUAAUCUUUUAUCGUAUGGUUACAUGUACAUAAAAUAGUUUUUUUUCUUCUGAUAAAUGUGUGAAUUAAAGCAUAACUGUACAAGUACACGAGAGAAGCGGUUAAACCGUUUGUUGACCAAAAAAAGCAAUGAAGAGGCUUCCUAGGAUAGAAAUGCGUAACACACAAUGAAGAAAACUUCAACCAGAGCUGCAUAAGUUUCCAAUAUUUCUGGAGCUCCAUAUAUAGUUUUAUAUAUUCAGAUUUACAUUUACUUUACACAGCUAUAAAU
Eruca vesicaria subsp. sativa (arugula) is the source of this 1195-nucleotide messenger RNA. Lineage: Eukaryota; Viridiplantae; Streptophyta; Magnoliopsida; Brassicales; Brassicaceae. The record is from the annotation of a GenBank genome assembly.